Perca fluviatilis (European perch) is the source of this 4979-nucleotide messenger RNA. RefSeq names its product membrane-associated guanylate kinase, WW and PDZ domain-containing protein 2 (gene magixb). The transcript is spliced from 16 exons. NCBI's taxonomy places the organism in Eukaryota, Metazoa, Chordata, Actinopteri, Perciformes, Percidae. Gene Ontology annotation, molecular function: protein binding. The record is from RefSeq and is a predicted model, not a curated record. The coding region runs from base 173 to 3730 and encodes 1185 amino acids. Gene Ontology annotation, cellular component: cytoplasm. Gene Ontology annotation, biological process: signal transduction.
UCCAAAUAUCCCGUCAGCCGUGCACAUCGCCUCUGACUUUCUCUGGGAUACGGUGGUACCAUAUACUCAUCACUGCAUUCCCACACUGCAUUUUAGCACACAUCAGGCUGCUGCUGCUCUUUAAACAACUCGUAUUUAUUUAUAGGCUUAUUAUUUCACCUUAGUCGGGUCGAUGUAUAUAGACGCUUUCAAACGGAUCCUCUAUGAAAGGCUGAACUGCUUGAAAAGAAUGUGUGUGUGUCAGCGCCAAGGCAGCUCAUUUGCCAUGUCUAAGACAGCGGUGAAGAAGCUGCACUGGCGUUCCAAGGUGCAGGACAGCUUCGUCCCGUUGCUCGGCUCACCGGGGGAGCUGGGGAUCGCCAUUGGUGGAGGAGCAGAUUAUGGAGAGUUUCCUUUUGUCACGUCGGCGCCGGGGGGCGGACUCACAGUGGGUGAUAUCAUCCUAGAGAUUGGGGGAACGCCAGUAUUAGGGAUGACAUUAGGAGAUGUCCGUGGCGUCCUCAACUCCUGCCCCCAUCCGAUCCGCAUCAAGACUGUGUCACCAGGCUCCGCAUUGUGCAAGGAUCUCAGAUUGUAUUUGAGCAAGUGUUUCACCCCCGGCUCAGUGGACAGCCAACUUCAGCAGGUCAUCCGAGAGAACCUCUACCUCCGCGCUGUACCCUGUACAACCAGACAGCCCAGAGAUGGGGAAAUCUCAGGCGUAAACUACAACUUUGUCUCCAUUGAGGAGUUCUUCUCCUUGGAGGAGUCGGGAGCGCUGCUUGAGAGCGGAAAGUUCAAAGGGAAUUACUACGGCACACCUCGGCCCGUUCACAUCAGCGCAGAGAGCCCCCCCAUCACCUACCAGGAACACCGCAACCUGCUCAGAAACUUCCGCACACGCAGCAAAUCGCUCAGCAACCUCGAGAAGCCUGCAGAGGACGGCGAGAACAGCGAGGACGACUCGGGCCUGUCAGGAGGCUCUGCAGGUGUCAACAGCAGCGUCCCUCCUAGCCAUCGGAGCCCCGGGCGGCCCCGGGCUUCCAGCAGCGGGGAUGGUCGUGCCAUAGAGAACGGGGUCAUCGGCAGCAGAAGUGGUGCCAGGGUGAGAGGUGUGAUGCCUGAUCACUGGGAGCAGGCCUUCAGUGACCCCGGCGAGUCUCACUACAUAGAUUGCAACCCGAAGAGGACCAACUGGCAGAGUCCUCGAGCCUCAAGCAGAGAGACUGUCUACAAAAAUGAAUGGUUCACGGACCAGCCUGGGGAGCUCAGGGGUUUCCCUGUGCACACACACUUGACCAAGGGCUCCAGGGGGUUUGGUUUCAAUAUUGUUGGGGGCAGCAGGCCAAGAGAGUUCCUCCAGGUCUACAGUGUGACUGCAAGUGGUCCCUCAGCACUCAAGACAGCGGACAUCCUGGUGUACAUCAAUGACUUUUGUGUGUUGGGGGUGUCUCACAAAGAGGUGGUAGAGAUGCUCAAGUCUGUGCCUGUGGGCCACACUGUGGAUGUAGAGGUUAGAAGAGGGUAUCCCAUGCUCUACAACCCUGACGGUUGUCCCAAGCAGCCCCCGCCAAGGCUACUCGACACCGGGGAACCCAUCCUACCACCCACCACCACCCAGCCUCAGCCUCUGCACCAACUACCUCGUCUCCCGACACCCACUCCCAACACCCAGCACUUUGACUAUAACGGGCUCCACAGUGACGGGAGGUACAUGGAACCAGGGGCGACUCUAGACGCUAAUGGAAAUGCUAUGUCUUUCGCUACCAGACAGCCGGCCUCAUACAGACGCUCCAGCAUGAGCAACGCUGCCUCUCCCCCGCCUGUGCGUCCUCCUCGUUCACUGAGAAGUUUAGCCCGGCUGCAGUCGUUCGACCCAACGCUCGCCAGCCAGAGUGACAGUGAAGUUGUUUCUGCCAUUGGUUCCCACAGGGCAUCAAUUAUCCGUAAUCACAACAAUAACUCCCUCUCAACACCCCCUCAUCCUUAUCGUCACGGCACAUCCAAGUCGUCUGAGAGUGACCUGUCCACCUGCACUCUGACGGGGUCCCGGCUGCCUCUGCCUCAGUCCCCGAGGAGGCCCUCGUCCUCCCCCAGCGGCCCCCACAGCGCUCACUCCCGCCUCUUCAGACCGCAGACCUCACAUCUCAGACCUCCUCCCACCCCUGACAGCCCACACCAUUACCGUGGCUUUAACGGUUUCCAUGGCAACACCAGCCCCACUGCAAGUCGCAGCAGUGUGUCCUCUCCUGGGGCAAUGAGUGUGGGCAGUGCAGUUGGCAGUUUGAGCGGAGGGGAGCUGGUGCCGGUGGCCUUGGGCAGGAUCGAAGGAGACCGAGGACUCGGCUUCAGCGUGACGGCUGGCGGUCCGGCAGGCAGGAUGACUAUAGUGAAAAGAGUCUGGGACAGGAAGCAGUGCAACUCCCUGCAGCCAGGGGAUGCUAUUGUCAAAAUCAACGGAGCAGAUGUCCAGAGUCUUAGUUUUACACAGGUACAAACAGUUCUCCAGGAACACACCAAACAGGCGGAAGUCAUCUUGUUGAUUUACAGAGGAGGCAUCUAUCACUCAACCAUCUCCCCCGGCUCCACCCGGAGACUCCCUCCGCCUCUACUCCGCCCUCCUCCUCCACCUGUUGGUUCAGACAUCUCCUCUGUGCUCCCAGAAGCACUGCCUAUGCCCCGUACCUGCAUCAGCAACCCUGCCUCCCCAGCCCCGAUGCGCGCCUCGCUGAUCCAGAGCACCAGUUUUUUGGAGUCGAUUCCAGUGACCCUGACCAUGGAACCCAAAGACUGGAUCAACACGGGCCUGGAGGACGAGGCGGGCGGUGUCACAGUUCCUGACUCCGGUCUGGAGAGGGAAAGUGGGGAACGAACUUGGCCGCUCAGAGGGUUUGAUGUGGAGCUGAGGAGAAAGCCAGGAGAGGGCUUUGGGUUCGUCAUUGCCUCUCAGGAUGUGGAGAAUGGCAAAGCUGCUUCACUUCUCCCUCACCGGUUUGUGACGGUACGCAGAGGCAGCCCGGCGGCCAAGAGUGGUCAGAUUCGGCCUGGAGAUCGAUUAGAGGCAGUAGAGGGACGCUCGGUGGUGACCCUGCCUCAUCGGGAACUUGCUCAGAUCCUUCGUCGAGCAGGAAACACUCUGCGCCUCACCAUUGUCCCCCGACCCAGCACCUAUUCUUCAAGCCUUUCAGAAACCACUGAGUAUGACCCCGGUAACAGAGGCAGAAAGGGUCAGAGGUUGCGUCCAAAGGUGAGCGAUCAGCUUGUGGAGAUCAAUGGGGACAGUACAGCAGGGAUGACCCACAGCCAGGCGGUGGAGCAGAUCCGCAGAGGAGGCCACCGCAUCCACCUGGUCCUCAAGAGAGGAAACGGCUAUGUGCCUGACUAUGGCCGUGAGCAGAGAAUCGCCCCCCCCUCCCUCCUGCAUCACCCCAAGGAGCAGGGUUUGGCUGCAGUAGACUCCACCGGGCGGAAGGGGCGCAGCUCCAAGCAGAAGAGGAGAAGCAGGUCUUCAAAUGGACGUGAGAAAGAGGAAGGGACAGGAAGGAGCAGAAGAAAACGGGGCUUAGAGGGAGGAGGAAGCCCGGCUUUACAAAGCCCCAUCUCUGAGCGGGAAGAGAGGUCUCUGGAAGCCAGGGACAAGAGGAGGAGGGGGGGAGGAGGAGGAGGAGGAGGAGAAAGAAAGAGUCCCAGAGUUUACACAGAGAUGCCCUCAGGAGUUAUGAUGAUAGUGACACAGAAAGAGGGACAGUGAGGGGAAGGAAACGGGAGAGGGAGAGAGGGAGGAGCAAAAGCAGAGAAAGCCAAACUGAGGAGAGGGUGAGGAAGGCAGAGGGUAAAGAGUCUGAGGAGAAGGAGGAAGAGCAUCAGGUGCCUGCUGUUGAGGAAAAGGUGGAGGAAGUAGAGGAGAGAGUCAGUUUAGAGAUAGAGGAGAGUGACGAUGAUGUUUUCUUACCCAUUCCAAGUCUUAAGCGAAAGCUUCCCACACCCAAACAAAACUGGGAGGUGAUGUAUGAUGAAAAGUGGGACAUGGCAGCAGAGUACCGGGAGCAGGAGAGGCCACGGGGUGAUUACAGGGGUGGCAGUAGAGAGCCAGGGCUGAAUGAGGAUCAGCAAGACGACGAUGCACAAAGCUGGCGUGUCGAGAGGCCUUCACGAAGCGUUGCUGCGAUAGAUCCGGUGUCACAGAGAAAGCACUUCUCCUUCCUCGCCUCCAAACUGUCGGUAGAGCAGCUGGACGACGAUGAGUUAGAGUCCGGAGGCAGCGAAUCUGAAUCUGACAGCAGCGUGUCAGCUGCCAGCAUCUCAGGCCUUUCUCUGGCCGCCACAGAAGCUGGCGGGCACACGGUAAAGGUGCUCCCAGGCCCUUGGCUCCCACCCAGCCAGCAGAGGCUUGCUCAGGUCGUGGAGGGUGACAGGCGCCCCGGGAGGCGGACAGGGCAGGCAGGAGGGAGAAGCGCUGUCUUUUGACUUUUAACUGGAAGUAGAGCAUGCAGCAGUAUCAGAUCCUGUCAGUCUCACACUGUUAGACCUCGACUUGUUUUUCUGCAGCUACCCACACUACCAACAUGUUCUCUCAGUCACUUUGAUAUCUACAGUAUGAAGUCAUAUUCUUUGUGCCUUUUUAGAGCUGACCUCUGGCUGAUGUUAAAUGUCAAUAUCACAACUUGUAAAUGACACCAACAUGGUAAAGUUAUGUCUGUUUUGCUGGUGGAAAAAAAAAAUAACAUUGUCUUUUUUUUCAGAGGCACUGUUGCCCUCACUAUGUAUCACUCCUCUCCUUACUUUUGCAGCAUUAGUCAUAGAUGUUUCCCGGACAACAAGGUAUUUCAGACACCUUGGUUUAACCUACUUCCUAUCUCUCAGUCACCUCUCGGCAUCUCUGUCUUUGCGCCGCUUUAGCAGAGUAAUCCUCUCUAAAGUGCCGCCCUACUGUACAAAGACAUUUAUGUAUACCUCAUGAAGAUACUGAGCAAUAAAAAUGCAACUGUCCAAGACUAUCA